Molecule: messenger RNA, 552 nt
Organism: Penicillium coprophilum
Lineage: Eukaryota; Fungi; Ascomycota; Eurotiomycetes; Eurotiales; Aspergillaceae
Exons: 3
Coding region: 1-552 (183 amino acids)
Source: RefSeq, a predicted model, not a curated record
AUGGGGAAAGUCAAGUGGGACGCCAUCGCUGACCAGACUCUCCUCGCCACUAUCGUCGAGACUCAUCACUUGAGUGUCGAUGCUGCCAAGGUCGCCGAAGCCUGGCCCACCCAAGACGAAGACCACCGGCCAACACCUCGUGCUAUCAAGGAAAGAUUACACAAAAUUCGUGAACUUAACCGCGCUCGGAACCCUGAUGCCGCCAUCUCUGGACCCUCUAGCCCAGCAACUCCCAAGAAACGCACUCCACGAAAGAAGAGUGAUGAAACUUCCACUACUGCUGGCCCUUCCCGCAAGCGUAAGCGGACGGACGACGCUGCCGACGAAGAAAAAGCGUCCGAUACCAAGGAAGAGGGUGAUGUGACCGCAGAACACGGCGAGCCUUUUGUUGAGUCCCCCGCCAUGGAAGAAACGGCCCUGGAGCAUAUCGAUUCCGGCCUUCACCCAAAGAUCAAGCAAGAAUCGCCCGAUUUCGACAAUGAAGAGGGUGAUGCUGAUUGGACUGCCGAAAACGAGAACUCCGACACUGAUUCUGACCAGCUACUCAAGUAG